This is a messenger RNA of Racocetra persica, 278 nucleotides long. Lineage: Eukaryota; Fungi; Glomeromycota; Glomeromycetes; Diversisporales; Gigasporaceae. The record is from the annotation of a GenBank genome assembly.
ACAAAAUAGAUAAAUUACAAGAUAAAAUUGAUGAAUUACAAGACAAAAAUAAUGUUUUAGAAAAAAACAAAAAAGAAUCGAAACAAGAAAACAAAAAAUUGAGUCAAGAAAAUAGUAAAUUGCAUGAUUUAUUAAGCGUAAAGAAUCAAGAAGUGAUAAACUUAAAGAAAAAGAUUAUGAAUAUAGUUGAAGAAUAUUAUCAAAAAUAUGAUCAAGAUUCUAAUACUGUUGAAGCUAGACCCUCUAAAAUUGCUGAAAUCAUUGAAAGAAAAAAAUAG